Molecule: messenger RNA, 3066 nt
Organism: Pteropus alecto (black flying fox)
Lineage: Eukaryota; Metazoa; Chordata; Mammalia; Chiroptera; Pteropodidae
Gene: STX2
Product: syntaxin 2
Exons: 11
Coding region: 16-891 (291 amino acids)
Biological process (GO): exocytosis; synaptic vesicle fusion to presynaptic active zone membrane; intracellular protein transport
Cellular component (GO): SNARE complex; presynaptic active zone membrane; endomembrane system
Molecular function (GO): SNAP receptor activity; SNARE binding
Source: RefSeq, a predicted model, not a curated record
AGCCCAACUCAUGUGAUGUCGGGGCGUAGUACGGAAGAUCUGUCAGGAGAAUACUGCAGGAAAAAUGAUGACGGGGACACGACAGUCGUUGUUGAAAAGGACCAUUUCAUGGAUGAUUUCUUCCAUCAGGUCGAGGAGAUCAGACACGGCGUGGCUAAAAUAGCUCAGUACGUGGAGGACGUGAAGAAGAACCACAGCGUCAUCCUUUCUGCACCGAACCCAGAAGGAAAAAUAAAAGAAGAGCUUGAACAUCUGAACAAAGAAAUCAAGAAAACGGCUAACAAGAUUCGCGGCAAGUUGAAGUCUAUUGAACAGAGUUUCGAUCGGGAUGAGACUGCGCAGCGGACAUCUGUGGACGUUCGGAUACGCAGAACCCAGCAUUCAGUACUGUCUCGAAAGUUUGUGGAAGUCAUGACCGAAUAUAAUGAAGCACAGAUUCUAUUUCGGGAGCGAAGCAAAGGACGGAUACAGCGUCAGCUAGAAAUAACUGGAAAAACUACCACGGACGAUGAGCUGGAGGCGAUGCUGGAAAGUGGGAGCCCGUCCAUCUUCACCUCGGACAUUAUAUCAGAUUCACAGAUCACCAGGCAAGCUCUCAACGAGAUCGAGUCCCGGCACAAAGACAUCAUGAAACUGGAGACCAGCAUCCGGGAGCUGCACGAGAUGUUCAUGGACAUGGCCAUGUUCGUUGAGACCCAGGGUGAAAUGAUCAACAACAUAGAAAAAAACGUGACGAAUGCCGCAGACUACGUAGAGCAUGCUAAGGAAGAAACCAAAAAAGCCAUUAAAUAUCAGAGCAAAGCAAGAAGGAAAAAGUGGAUAAUUGUUGCUGUGUCGGUGGUUCUGGUUGCUGUAAUUGCUCUAAUUAUUGGUUUAUCAGUUGGCAAAUGACGAUGUGGAUAGCGUCAGUGUGUGUCCCUCUCUGCCAGCGCGGCAAAAAUGAUGUUCAUUAUUAUUUGUGUAAUUAUUUUGCUUGUGAUCCUUGGAAUUAUCCUAGCAACAACAUUGUCAUAGCAACCAGCGCCCAAGAGCCAUCUAUCCUGGAGUCAGGCCACAUCUGCAGCAAAUCAGCAUCCUCCCAUUUCCUGAAUGAACCCUAGACAUUGUGACACGUGGCACUGAGUGCUCACUUUCUAUUAGUGAAUUCAAGAAGAAAACAAGAGAAUGUAUUGUUCAGUGAAAAAGCCGUAGGCAGAACGGAUGUGAUGAGUUAACCCAAACACUCUUGGACCCUGAACAACACAUCACAAACCUUUAACAAUGUGAAACUUGUUUCAAUGGCCUUAAAAUAAGGAAUUAUUGAAAUUUUCAUUUUUUAAAUAUUUCAGUGUUAAAAAUAUAUGUAUGUAAAGCUUAAUUAGGAAUAUUUUAUGUUCUGAAGCUAUUCGAUUUCAGGUCUAAGACAUCUUUCCACCCCUUCUCCCAGCUAACAAGCUAAUUAGGAGGUUUUUGUACUGUGUUUAAUUUGUGUUUAUUGUUUGAAAAAUAAUUUUUAUUAUCACAGAGCUGUUUUGUAACAUAUCUAUAAUUUUAAAUGUUUGUAAAUUGUUUAAUAUAUUAACAUCUUAAUUUACUCCAUUUUUAUAUAUUACAUAUUGGCGUUUUAAAGAAAUAGGAAGCUUCAUGGUAUUCGAGCCAUCAUUGCACAGCUGUUUACAAAGUUUGCCGUCAGCAUAGAAAACAUUACUUGCAAAGCGCCCCAAAAGCCUUUAAGUGCCUUCUGUUAAUAUUGGUUUAUAAGGUUUAAAUGCGCCCGAUGCCUUCCGGAAAAGUCUUAGUUAUUAUACUCAGUUCCAUUUCUACCUGUUUCAGUACCCAGAUAAUAAAUUAGUUACUGCACUGUAAAGACAAUGGCCUCUUCUUUGUUCAUUAAAAAUAAGGUUUGUUUCCCUGUUUACAUUAAUAAAGUCUGAAUUUAAGAUGCUGAUAAAAACCAAGAUCGAGUACUUUCUAUUCCUAGACAUUAAGUCAUUCUUUUAAACUGUUGAAUAGGUCACUUCAGUGUUCUUGUUAAGUACUUUUCUGCUGAACUUUAAAAGUUAAUUCCCAAAGUUUAUAGGAAUCGCUGAUAAUUAAAUGUUUUUAUUGCUCAUUGAUGGUUUUUAUUGUAAUAUGCUUUUGGCUUAUAAAAUGUAUGAAAUCUUGCUAGUGAACAGACAUGUAAAAGAUAGCAACUAGUCAACAUUUAAAAUGAGCGUGUGAAGGAUACCCAAAAUAUAGUUAAUUCUUGUUACGUCUGUAUGUAGUUGUAUAAGCAUGUGACUGUAUUUUAACGUUGUUUGGUUUUAAAACUCGUGUAGACAUGCUUGAUUUCAAACAAUAAGUGUGAAUUACACUGAACAGUGUAGAAGCCAUGUUCCUUAUUUAAUACGAUUAUGAACUCGUCAUUCACAGCGCGUAGCUCAGCUUUAAGUCCAUGUUUUUGCGUGUUGUUCACUUGCUGGUCAUCACUGGGUGCUGAGUCACUCCAGGGGCCUCUGGCCCUGACAUAUAUUAUUAAAUCUUUAAGUAGUCUGUCAGUGAGAUCUGCUCCCUGAUUUGUACUAACAUUAAGAUAUAACUCGUCUUGAAGGAUAUUUAACUUGAGAGAUCAUGCUUGUGUUAAUGUACCUUUAUAUACGUACUCGGCUGUGUAAUUAUGUGCUGAUGAGCUGUCUCUGUUGUCUGACGCUCUUAAAGUCAAGCCUGUUAAGCCCUCACCUUUUAUAAUUCUUACUGUAUUUUUUCAAGUCAUUCUUUCUAGGCUUGAAGUACUUACCGAAUUUGUGAUUUUAUAGUUGAAGUUAUGGAAAUGCUUUUUGAUUUCUAUUUGGAUAUUUAAGUCAUUCAUUAGAUAACACAUUUGUAUGUCUAAGCCUCAUGUACCUAUCUGACAUCAGAUUUAAACGAUAUAUUUAUAAGUUCAUUUGUUAUCUUUUAUUAUUUCUUCAAAUAUUUCAUGUUUACAUUGAAAGAACUCCGAGAACCCUGCCCCCUAAAAUUUACUUUCUACUUUGUCAUUUCUGGAAAGGUAUUUGGGGAGGUAUUUUAUUGCAUGUCCACUAAUAAACUGUUCUACUAAGGAAA